Spirometra erinaceieuropaei is the source of this 195-nucleotide messenger RNA. The record is from the annotation of a GenBank genome assembly. Lineage: Eukaryota; Metazoa; Platyhelminthes; Cestoda; Diphyllobothriidea; Diphyllobothriidae.
AUGAUAAGCGGCCUAAUUGGUAAGUUCAAAAUGAUAUUUUCCACUAACGGAAAAUAUGGUCAGGUGGAGUCGCUUGUGUUUAUGUGGGUCAGCCAAUGGAUACAAUCAAAGUAAAAAUGCAAACGUUUCCAGAUCUCCACAAAAAUGCAUUUGCUUGCAUUAAAAAUAUAUGGGUGAAGGAAGGAGUUUUUCGCG